This is a messenger RNA of Anopheles marshallii, 1386 nucleotides long. Its product is annotated as 3-oxoacyl-[acyl-carrier-protein] synthase, mitochondrial. Gene Ontology annotation, molecular function: 3-oxoacyl-[acyl-carrier-protein] synthase activity. The record is from RefSeq and is a predicted model, not a curated record. The coding region runs from base 1 to 1386 and encodes 461 amino acids. Gene Ontology annotation, biological process: fatty acid biosynthetic process. NCBI's taxonomy places the organism in Eukaryota, Metazoa, Arthropoda, Insecta, Diptera, Culicidae. The transcript has a single exon.
AUGGGUACAAAUGGUCAUAGCUACUGCUUUCAACGAGCUCGUAAAAGCCUUUUCCUGCUGCUACGGAACCAGGAACAUCCAAUAUCUUCUGCAAAGUACUCCACAACCAGCGGGCCGACCAGACGUCGUGUGGUAGUAACCGGGCUUGGAGUUGUAUCGCCGGUUGGCUGCAGUGUGGAAACGGCUUGGCAAACGAUUCUGUCAGGUCAAUCCAAAAUAGGCCGAUUGGUUGGAGAGCAAUUCGAAAAGCUUCCGUGCCGCGUAGCGGGUACGAUCGACAAGGACCAUAUCGAUGUGGAGAAAUAUUUCUCCAAAACGGAGUUAAAAACUAUGGCACGAGCUACCGCAUUUGCACUGAUCGCCGCCAAAGAAUCACUUGCAAUGGCAGCAUGGACACCGGCCAUUGACGAUGAAGAAUCCUGCCAGCGGACAGGUGUGGCUAUCGGCAUGGGUAUGGUGGAUCUGAUGGAUAUAUGCGAAACAAACGAGGCGCUGAAGAAAGGGUACAAUAGAGUCAGUCCCUUUUUCAUUCCACGCAUCUUACCCAACAUGCCGGCCGGUCAGCUUAGCAUACGGUAUGGGUUUCGUGGACCCAACCAUGCCGUUUCGACGGCAUGUGCGACAGGUGCGCAUGCAAUCGGCGAUGCGUUUCGCUUCAUACAGCACGACGAUGCGGACGUGAUGGUGUGUGGCGGUGCGGAAUCAUGCAUCAGUCCGUUGGGCAUUGCUGGGUUCUGCCGAUUACGGGCUCUAAGCACCGCGUUUAACGAUGAACCAACGGCAUCGUCCAGACCGUUCGAUGAGCGUCGCGAUGGGUUUGUCAUGGGUGAAGGAUCAGCCAUAUUUGUGCUCGAAGAACUGGAACAUGCCAAACGACGGGGAGCUCAAAUUUAUGCCGAGAUACUCGGCUACGGAUUGUCUGGAGAUGCAUCUCAUCUGACCGCACCACGGGAAGACGGUACGGGAGCACUUCUGGCCAUGAGACGAGCGAUUGCCGAUGCGGGCCGAACGGUUGCAGACAUUGGGUACAUCAACGCGCAUGCCACGUCCACUCCGAUCGGGGACGCAAUAGAGGCACGUUCAAUAAGAACACUUUUCGGCGAGCAUGUCGGGUCCGUGACAGUCUCAUCCACUAAAGGAGCCCAUGGACAUCUGUUGGGUGCGGCAGGUAAUUUGGAAGCGUUGUUCGUAGUGAUGGCCUGCAGACACGGUGUGCUUCCUCCCACGGUUAACUUGGAGAAGGUAACGGAUGAUAUGGCAGGUUUGCAUUAUGUGGCCAACCGAUCCGAACCAUGGGAAGGUAAUCGUCGUCGUAUCGCGUUGAAAAACUCGUUCGGUUUUGGUGGCACUAAUGCUUGUCUCUGUAUUGGUGAGUAUGGCGAAUAA